This is a messenger RNA of Cannabis sativa, 2057 nucleotides long. RefSeq names its product zinc finger protein CONSTANS-LIKE 10. Gene Ontology annotation, molecular function: zinc ion binding; protein binding. The coding region runs from base 426 to 1820 and encodes 464 amino acids. The transcript is spliced from 6 exons. The record is from RefSeq and is a predicted model, not a curated record. NCBI's taxonomy places the organism in Eukaryota, Viridiplantae, Streptophyta, Magnoliopsida, Rosales, Cannabaceae.
CGGGUAAAGUACCAAAAAAAAAUAAACAACGAAGAUAAAGAGAGAAAAAAAAAAGCUCUCUCAGAUUUUACAACUGGAUUUUCUUUCCCUUUCUCGGGAAAAUUCUGCUUAUCUUUUAAUGGGUUACUUGAAAGGACAAUACAGAGUUUGAUGAUCUAUCCCCACUUUUUUUUUUCCUUCUCCAGUUUUCCCGGGAAACAAUCAGAAAGGUAAGAUUUCAGUUUCUUUGAUUGUUAAAGAUUUGAUUUUUAUUUGAAGACUUUGAGCUAAUUCAUUAGUUAAGAUCUUUGAAAAUUGAAGUAAGAUUAAACUAGCUUUAGUUAGUUUGGGAAGAAAAAAAAGUGUUUGGAGUUGAAAUUCCAAAUUUCUUGGAAUGCAAAAUUGAAAACUUUCCUGAGAAAAUUAGUGAGAAAGAAAAAAAGAAAAUGGAAAAAAUAUGUGAAUUUUGCUCAGAAUUUAGGCCAGUGAUUUACUGCAAGGCAGAUGCAGCACACCUCUGCCUCUGUUGCGACGCGAAAGUUCAUUCCGCGAAUGCCCUUUCGAGUAGGCAUUCGAGGAUGAUACUUUGCGAUUCUUGCAGAUUUAGGCCAUCUAGAGUUCAGUGGUUAGAUCAGCAAAUGUUUGUUUGUGGGAUCUGUGAUGGCGCCGCGCUCCACGAGGCCUCGGGAGGGCUUCAAAAGCGAGCCAUCGGAAGCUUCAUGGGAUCCCCUUCUGCUAAGGAUUUUGCAGCCUUGUGGGGUUUUAAAUUAAGUGAUAAUGAUGAUGAUGAUGAUAAACAAGUUUUUGUGGCCUCUUCUUCACAUUCCUCUGGUGAUACCAAUGUGGUCAAUCAACAAGUUAAGAUAAAAGAUGAAAAGCAGAGAAGCAGUAGUAGUUUUAUUAUGCAACAAAUUAUGGACUUAAAAAGGCUUCAACUCACUCAAGUGAGUAAACCUUCACCAACAACAACAACUACUAAUACUAAUGGCCAAGAACAAAGCAAUGAAGAAAACGUUUCCAACAACACUUCACUGAACUCCCAAGAUACCGGGACCGAUUUUCGAGAGCUGAAAUGUGAUCCUUUCCCAUGUCCAUUUUCAAAACCUGAUCAAUCUCCUUCAUCUUCAAAUGUUGGGAUUCUUCCUUUGAAUGGUGGAGAGCCCUUGUUGUGGCAAUGUAGAAGUCCAGUUCAGAGUAAUCAGUUAUGGACUCAAAAUAUGGAAGACCUUGGAGUAUGUGAAGAACUUGUUUGGAAGGAUGAUUUUAAUAUUCCAGAUGUGGAUUUGACAUUUCGAAACUUUGAAGAACUAUUUGAUCAAGAUCCAAACAGAGCUUUAUUGCUUGAUGAUAAAGAUGACUCAUACUCUUCUAUGGAAAAGGGUUUGUCUCUUGAUAAAUUUCAUAAUCCUCACUCAAGAAUCAUGGAGGAUGCUUCAGUGGAUUCCUCAAUUUUUGACAACAAUUCUAAUCUAGCAAGCAUGAACUAUAUGCCUUGUCCAGUUCAACCAUCUUAUUCAAACAUGUCUCUUUCAGUUUCAAAAUUUAGUGUCGAUAGUGACGGUGGUGGUAACAACCGUGGUGAAUCAUUGGACAGCGGCCUUUCCCCGUACUUUGGAGGAGCCGAGUCUUCUAUGAAUUCUCCUGAUUUCGAUUUCGAAGCUAGAGAAAAUGCCAAGUUGAGGUACAAAGAGAAGAAGAAAUCUCGAAUGCAUAGACAUGAUAACCAAAUUCGAUACCCAUCUAGGAAAGUAAAUGCAGAUGUGAGGAAAAGAGUAAAAGGGCGUUUUGUGAAGAGAGAAGGCUAUAAUUCCGAUAGCGCCGACGUCGCACGAAGCUACUAAAGAACACCACCACCGCCACCGCCACCGCCACCGCCACCAUCCGUUUGUAAAAAUGCCACUGCAUUGCAUGUAAAUUAAAUUAAUAAGUAUACUGUAGCUAACUAGUCUCUCCAAAAUUAUUAUUAUUGGCACAAUAAUAAUUGUGUACACUACUAUAUAUAUAGUCUCAAUUAGUACUUGUCUUGUUUAUAUUAAUAUAAAUGUGAAAUAUAUCAAUUCGAUUAUCAUUUUGAAUCA